Messenger RNA from Centropristis striata (black sea bass), 911 nucleotides. It is a transcript of the gene ube2t, whose product is annotated as ubiquitin-conjugating enzyme E2T (putative). Bases 130 to 714 code for a protein of 194 amino acids. The transcript has 7 exons. Lineage: Eukaryota; Metazoa; Chordata; Actinopteri; Perciformes; Serranidae. The record is from RefSeq and is a predicted model, not a curated record.
ACGUGAUGACGUAGAGCGAGGGAAAUCCAAAACAGCACACGUCCUCUCCGCUCGACCGUUGCUGAAAAGUAAAAAGAAGUGAAGUUGAGCUAUAACCAUAGACUGUAUAAAAGAACAGCGAUUAAAAAAAUGCAGAGGGCUUCCCGUUUGAAGCGUGAACUUCAGAUGCUGAGCACCGAGCCACCUCCCGGGAUAACAUGCUGGCAGACCGAGGAGCAGAUAGACGACCUCCGGGCACAGAUAGUAGGCGGAACAGAAACUCCAUAUGAAGGUGGACUCUUCACCCUGGAAAUCAAGGUCCCAGAGAGGUACCCAUUUGAGCCUCCCAAAAUGCGAUUCUUGACCCCCAUCUACCACCCAAACAUUGACAGUUCAGGGCGUAUCUGCCAUGAUGCCCUCAAACUCCCCCCAAAGGGUGCCUGGAAGCCAUCCCUAAACAUCUCCACAGUCCUCACCUCCAUUCAGCUGCUCAUGGCUGAACCCAAUCCAGAUGACCCUCUCAUGGCUGAUAUAUCAUCAGAGUUCAAACACAACAAACAGCUGUUCAUGGAGAAGGCCAGGAAGUGGACACAAGAACAUGCUGUUCAAAAGAACAUGGGAGUCGUGGAGGGCAACAAAGAAAAUACUCCUGAUCAGAAAGCUUCAUCCCGCAAACGAGAGGCUUUCAGUGUUCGGCAGGAGGCAGAGGAGCCGGCAAAGAAAACCUGUGCUUAGUUUCCAUCUUGCUUGUUCGAGCCACCAUGCCUUAUACACCUAUCGUCUUGUACAGAGUAUUUUAAAUGCAUUUAGUGCUAAUACCUACUUCUGUUUAAUAUGUACGCAUUCAUCUUCUUAAUCCAGAAAUACCCACAUAUUUAUCUGUAUAAUUUUUACAUUUGUGUUGUGAUAUUAAAGUUUAUUUUGAACACUAA